Schistocerca americana (American grasshopper) is the source of this 468-nucleotide messenger RNA. Its product is annotated as N66 matrix protein-like. The coding region runs from base 1 to 468 and encodes 155 amino acids. The transcript is spliced from 3 exons. Lineage: Eukaryota; Metazoa; Arthropoda; Insecta; Orthoptera; Acrididae. The record is from RefSeq and is a predicted model, not a curated record.
AUGGAACGCAGAACAGGCCUGGAGCUGAAUGUCAUAGCUUCAUCAGAAGAUUGCCACUGGGCAAAUGACAAUGGCUACGAUGGCAAUGGCUACGAUGGCAAUGGCUACGAUGGCAAUGGCUACGAUGGCAAUGGCUACGAUGGCAAUGGCUACGACGGCAAUGGCUACGACGGCAAUGGCUACGACGGCAAUGGCUACGACGGCAAUGGCUACGACGGCAAUGGCUACGACGGCAAUGGCUACGACGGCAAUGGCUACGACGGCAAUGGCUACGACGGCAAUGGCUACGACGGCAAUGGCUACGACGGCAAUGGCUACGACGGCAAUGGCUACGACGAUGCAGCUUCUUGGCAGCAUAGGUGGCACCGUCCACGUGUUCCUGGUUCUGCUGUUGAGGAUGAUGGUUCUACAGAGCAGCUGAGCUUCCGUUGUGUGAUGCUUUCCAUUGCCAUUAUUACUGGCUUCUGA